AUGCUGGUGGACUUUGCGACGUGUGAAGUAGAUGACAUUCGUUCAUCGCUGGACAGGAUUAUCGACGUCUAUGCCAAAUUCCAUACCCGAGCGAAGGACGAAUCGUUGAAUCCGGACUAUGAGUAUACCAUUGUGGGUGGGACCGUCUCUGUGGGACGGAUCUUCCCCUUCUCGCUCAAGGAUGACCUCGCUGUUAUGACCGAGCCAGACGACUGGGUCGCUCUUGACAUGGAGAAGCCCAGCCGCCUAAGCUCCCUGCACUGGAAGGCUUCGAAAGGAAGGCCCCUGGCUGGGGACGAAGUCGAGGUGGAGAUCUACGCAGCCGGCCUGAACUUCAAGGAUGUCUUGGGCGCAUUGGCUGUGGUUCCGUUUCCCGACAAUGGCCUGGGCGUCGAAGCCAGCGGAAUCGUUCGCCAUGUGGGCCCCGACGUCAAGCGGCUGUGUCCCGGAGACCGGGUCAUGCUGCGCGAAGAUGGCACUUUCGCGACCCAUGCCAUUGCCUCCGAGAAGCUCUGUGCGAAGAUUCCCUCGGACCUCUCCUUCGAAGACGCAGCAACCAUGCCGGUCGUGUUUGCUACCGCCAUCUACUCGAUGUUCGAUCUGGGCGGAUUGCAGGAAGGACAGUCGAUCCUGAUCCACAGUGCAUGUGGUGGCGUUGGAAUCGCCGCCAUCCAGCUGGCCCGCAUGGCAGGUGCCACCAUUUAUGCCACGGUAGGGAGUGAGGAGAAGGUACAAUACCUGAUAGAAACAUAUGGGUUGCCGAGAAAUCGCAUCUUCAACUCCCAUGACUCAAGCUUUGUGGAAGGUGUGAUGCGCGAAACCCAAGGCCAGGGAGUCGAUCUGGCUCUGAACUCCCUCUCCGGGGAGCUGUUGCACGCGACCUGGCUUUGCCUUGCUGAGUUCGGGAAGAUGGUGGACAUCGGCAAGCGUGACAUGCUUGGGGCUGCUCGGCUCGACAUGGGCCGCUUCCUGGGCAGCCGCACGUAUUCCUGCUUUUACUUGGACCUGCUGCGAGACAAGCGGCCAUCCGAGUGCAAACGACUUCUCGAACUGAUCAUGACGUACUUCCGAGCCGGUCAUAUCACACCAAUCAGGCCCAUUACGACAUUCGAUGCCUCAGCUAUAGAGGAUGCGUUCCGAUACAUGCAACAAGGAACCCAUCUCGGCAAAUUGGUCAUCCUCUUGCGAAACGCGGAUGGCAGCCCCACGAUCGACCCGACAUUAGUGAAAGCUUCCACGAGCCUCGACUUGGACAGCACCGCAUCCUACCUCAUGAUCGGUGGCCUCGGUGGUCUCGGACGCGCUGUUUCGCGGCGUCUCGUGGAGCACAAGGCCCGCCGUCUAGUUUUCCUUUCCCGGAGCGCGGGCCAGGGUCCGAACGAUAACGACUUCGUCCGGGAGCUUGAGAGCAUGGGAUGCGACGUUCGCCUCGUCCAGGGCAGUGUCACCAACGAAGCUGAUGUCAAACGAGCCAUGCAGCAAGCACCCAACCUGAAAGGCGUACUCCAACUGUCCAUGGUCCUCCGAGACCAAGCGUUCCCCCAUAUGACGCUGGCCGAAUGGAACACCGCGGUUGCCCCCAAGAUCCAAGGAACACGGCACCUCCACAAUGCCACCCAGGCCGCCGGGAUCACCCUCGACUUCUUCGUGCUCUUCUCGUCCACGUCCGGUGUGCUGGGUCUGCCCGGCCAGGCCAACUACGCCGGGGCAAAUACUUUCCUGGACGCCUUCGUCCAGUACCGGACCAAACUGGGGCUGGCCGCCUCCGCGGUCGAUAUCGGCGCGGUCCAGGACAUCGGCUACGUGGCGGAGGACGACGCCCUGCUCCAGCGCCUGAAGCAGACGGGUGCGCACCAUCUUACCGAGUCCGAGCUUCUCGAGGCCGUACUGGCCACGAUGUCUUUCUCCGUGAACCCCAACGCGAUCAAUAAUGUCGACAACGGCCUAGGAUUCGUAGACAAGAAUAAUUUCAUCCUUGGUCUCCGCACAUCCGUGCCCCUCAGCAGUCCCGAGAGUCGCGUGUUCUGGCGAAAGGAUCGCCGUAUGGCGCUAUACCAUAAUUCCGUCGCGAAGACCAACGUACACGAUGUCAGUUCCGACGGUGAUACUCUGCAGGCCUUCCUCGCCCGGACAAAAUCUGACCCGUAUAUAUUGAAGUCCGGGGAAAGCGCUAGUCUGCUAGCAAGAGAGAUCGGGAAUAAGCUGUUCAACUUCUUGCUCAAGACGGGUGAGGACUUGAAUACUUCGCUGCCGCUGUCGCAGCUGGGCAUGGACUCAUUGGUAGGUGUGGAGAUGCGCAGCUGGUGGAGACAAGCGUUCGGCUUUGACAUUACCGUAUUGGAGAUGAUGGGGAUGGGGAAUUUGGAGGGAUUGGGGAAACAUGCGGCGGAGGGGCUCGCAAAGUUGCUGGGUAUCGAGUAA
Messenger RNA from Aspergillus luchuensis, 2421 nucleotides. RefSeq names its product type I polyketide synthase. Gene Ontology annotation, molecular function: phosphopantetheine binding; oxidoreductase activity; fatty acid synthase activity. Gene Ontology annotation, biological process: secondary metabolite biosynthetic process; fatty acid biosynthetic process. The transcript has 4 exons. The coding region runs from base 1 to 2421 and encodes 806 amino acids. The record is from RefSeq and is a predicted model, not a curated record. NCBI's taxonomy places the organism in Eukaryota, Fungi, Ascomycota, Eurotiomycetes, Eurotiales, Aspergillaceae.